AUGCCGAUCGUCACGCGCGUCGCGAUCGACUGCGGCGCGGGGGCCGGCGCCCAGAUAGUCGCGCCCCACCGCGUGUGGCGGCAGGACGGCGCCGAUCUCCGGCACCGCGCGCAAGACGUGGGCGACGAACGUGUUCGAAUUCGGCCCCGGCCAUGUGCGGUAAUCGCCGCGUCCGGCGUGCGGGUAGCGCGCGAUGGCGCUUUCGAUCGCGGGGAUCAGACUGGCCGCUUCAUGGCCUCGGAUCGCACGGAUGAUGAAGGGCCGGUUGGAAUACCAGCGUGCAUCGGCGGUAUAGGCAUUGCGGCGGACGGGCAUGCCCCAGCCCACCUUGUCAUAGCGCGUAUAGGCCGCAGCGCCCGCGCGCUUGUAGACCAGCCAGCUGUGCACCGAAACCGCGCCCUUGAGCCCGCCGGUGCGUGCCGCCAUCACAUAGACCGCUGCAUCGCUGUUGCGUCCCGGAUCGGGCAGGGUGUCCGUGCCCGACCAGUCGGCUUCGUGCCAGCUCUGGGGGCGGUCCACGGUCAUCCACCAGGCGGUGGCCGUGCCGAUCGGCAGAAAGAAGAGCAGUGCCAGGCAGGCACUAUGGCAAAUCCGGUAAUCGCCGAAGUCACGCGCGGCAGCCGCGUCGAGAGCGUUCAUCGCGGACGCAUCGUCGCCGUCGAUGCCGAUGAAGGCGUGUUGUUCGCUAUCGGCGAUGUCGACACGCCGGUCUACCCGCGUUCAGCCCUCAAGCUGAUGCAGGCGUUGCCGCUUGUUGAAAGCGGUGCGGCCGACGCGUUCGGCUUCGGCGACCGGGAACUGGCGCUGGCCUGCGCGUCCCAUUCGUCCGAACCGGCCCAUGUCGAUAUGGCCCGCGCGAUGCUGUCCAAAGCGGGCCUGACGCAGGACGAUUUGCAAUGCGGCGCCCACUGGCCGCUGUUCGGAUCCGGCGAGAUGGUGGCAUUGGCGCGGUCCGGCGAAGAGCCGACGCGCGCGCACAACAAUUGCUCGGGCAAACAUGCCGGCUUUCUGUGCACCUGCGUUCACCAGGGGUUUGAUACGGGCGACUAUCUUGCGGACGCCAACGGCGUGCAGCGCCAGGUGCGCGCGACGAUCGAACAGUUGACCGGCGCAACGCUCGACUUUGACCGGUGCGGCCUCGACGGCUGCUCGGCGCCCACUUAUGCGCUGCCGCUUGUCGCAUUUGCGCGCGGCUUUGCGCGGCUGGCGACGGGCAACGGGCUGGAGUCCGCACGCGCCAAGGCGGCGCGGCGGCUGAUGGCGGCGUGCGUGGCCGAACCGCUGAUGGUGGCCGGCACGGGGCGUUUCUGCACCGACCUGAUGGAUGCCUGUGAGGGCCGGGUCUACGUGAAGACCGGAGCGGAGGGCGUCUAUGUGGGCACGGUGCCGGAAGAAGGCAUCGCGUGGCCAUGGCGGCGGCGCUUGUGCGGGCGCUCGGGCCGGACCACGAUCUGA
Molecule: messenger RNA, 1455 nt
Organism: Effrenium voratum
Lineage: Eukaryota; Dinophyceae; Suessiales; Symbiodiniaceae
Source: the annotation of a GenBank genome assembly